UUGGUAGGUGGGUGGGUGUCUGCUGUGAAACCUCCUCGGUCUCCUCCCCCGUCCGACCAUCCCUCCCUGCUAGACAGUCAGAGUUUCUGGCGAGUGGCGCAUUUAUCGACAGCCUCUGAUUUAAGAGGGUGGAACGAGCUGACUGGAUUCGACGAGACUCGUCGAGAAGAGGAGGAGGAAACGACGACGAGACACGAGAGACGACGGCGCUUCAGUCAGCGUUUGUCCGUGGUCGCGCUCGAAGGUCGAACGGCGACGGUUAGCGCGUACCCCGCUUGUCCAUAAGUGAACUCGAAAGACGGUGGUUUUCGUAUUUCUCCAAGACUUGACGCAUUAAGAAGCUACUAAUAAUUCACUGUGUGAUAUUUAUUUUAUUAUUAGUGGAUUAUAGACAAGAUCCUCUCGGCAGGCAAUAAGUGUAGUAGGAACUGGAAGGUGUACACAAGAAGAUAUAUAUAGUUAUAUCUUCAUCAAGAAUUUUUUUUUCUGGACUCAAACGACUCUUCGAACUAUCGACAAUCAACGAUUUUCGACCUGUUUUUCAGGAAAGGAGAAGCAAGCAGCCUUAUCCCAACCUGAGAACCUCACCCUUAUCACUGUUUAUUCACAACUACCACAACUCAAGUCAUAUCAAACAUUAUAUACAAAAAAAGAAAAAAACUCACGCGUUAGACGUCAUCACUACCUUACCAGCCAUCUUACAAAUAGAAUACCGAGAUACACUCAUUGCAGUCAGCUAUUGUAACUGUUAUAUACACAGUGCCUACAGUGUCCGUCUUCUUGCACGCUGGAAUUCCAAACGAAAGCGAGAGACGAAAAGGAAGAGGAUAAAUCCAUUAAUCUGAGACAGCCAGGCGACCUUGGAUAUCUUAUCUGCUCGGUGACGAGGCAGCAGGCGGCCGCCGAACAGGACUUUUUGGAUGUACAGCAGGAGGAGUCGGAGGGGCGGUAGUAGUAGUAGUAGUAGUAGUAGUAGUCGCACGGGGUCACUUGCUGAGACCGCGCGUGCCUUCUCGCAAAGAGAAGAAGAAGAAGAGGAAAGGCCAGUCACAUCGGGAGAGAGAAUCCGCGCGGCUCUCAGGCCAUCUCCCAAGCGGAACUCCGCGUACCACCACUCCGUUGUUCCUUCGGCACAUCCCUACACAACCGCCACCACGGGGGACUUCACAGCUGCCGUGCUCCCAAGCAAGCCCUUGGGCAGGAUGGAUUCUUGGUCCAAGAGAAAGGCCGGGGUCGCCAAGGCCGUGGAGGGCGUCGUCAAGCGACGCAAACACAUUGUUCUGGUGGGGCUGGAUGGCUCUGGCAAGACGACAGUGCUCACGCGGCUCAAGUAUCGAUGCUACGUAGCCACCACGCCCACGAUUGGCUUUAACCACGAAAAGGUGUGGGGCGGUGGAUACAGAUGGUCGUGUUGGGACGUAGGUGGCGGAGAGCGCUUGCGACCCCUGUGGUCAUCCUACACCCGGGCCACCGAUGGCAUAGUAUUCGUGGUGGACUCGGCGUCGUUGCCAGACAUGAUGGAAGAAGCACGAGUCGAGCUUGCUCGAGUGCUCAAGAAGUCACGAGCUUCGUCGGUACAGUUAGGAAUUCCCUCACCGCCGCUCCUUGUGCUGGCGAACUUUCAGGACCAGAUACAUGCUCGCUCAGCCCAGUGUGUAGCCGUGAGCCUGGGAUUGGGCGAGGCCAUGGGCGUGGUGUGGGCGGUAGCGCCAGUUUGCGCCCUCACCGGGGAAGGGCUCGACGAUGCCAUGGCUACCCUUAGGACCCUUAUCGACAAGGUCCGACAGGAAGCCCGGAGGAGGGAUCGUUGGCGCUGAUCUGAAAGGACUCCGAUAGGGUAAAAAAAUAUCCCUUCAGCAAGGAGGGAGUUUUUUUUUAUUCUUCGAGAGCAGCGAAAGAAGAAGAAGAGGAGUUUUUGUACAUACAGAGAUUUGGAGGAGCAGCUGAAAGGGGGAAAUGUACAAGAAAACUAAGAAGAGGAAGAAGUAGAAACCUUUAGCCUUUCACACGAAAGGAAGAUUUAUAUAUUUAUAUUCCCCUCGCUCUUCUUCACUGGAUAUAAUGUCUCUCGCCGUCAUGAGAGGAUUUUUCCAAGUGUGUGUGUUGUCUUUUGUGUAUAUUUAUUUCGCUACUCAUUCCUGUCGUCGGAAACAAGGAAGAAGGAAUGCACGAGACAGCCGAAUGAGAUGGACUUAGUCAUAUUCGUCAGGGGGUUGUUGCGGACGAACGUCAGAUAUCGUCGUAUCGUGGAGUUGACUGAGGAAGAUCUGGCGUUGCAGGAACAACACGUGAUGUGCUACUCUGUUGGAAACGGGGUGUGUGUAUGUGUGUGCGUCUGAGACAAGUCCGCUCGAGUUUUUAAUAGGAUAAUUUCCUCUGCUCGUGCGUGAAUGGGCGAAGCAUUCUUGGUGAACGCGAGAAAAAUCUUUUUUCCCACUUAAAUGUGUUGAAGCCAAGGCGAACCGAGACCGUUGGUUUAAGUGGGGACAAUCCCAGCUGGGUCACUCGGCAUUGGGGUGAGAACCCCCCAGCUGGUGUACCAUGAGAAAACACUCCAGCUGGGCUCGUAGUAGGCAAAUGGCAAAUAACAGCAGUAGGCCAAAGAAACCUGUUCUUUUAUAUAUCAAUUCAAGUAGUUCUGAGCUAUAGGGUAAAUUCAUCUCGCUAACCAAGAAGGGCCGUAGAACCUUCCCUCAGUUGGGUAAUGCUCGCAAAACUUGUCAAACUCACGUUUUUCAUCGUUUGUGGAGACGAUUUUUGAGAUCUGCUCUACAUCAUCAGCUACAUGUCUGCCAGGAAUUGCAUGAGUGCGCGUGUGCAAAGUGAGUUCAGCGGGGUUUAAUUACUGUCAUCAUCAUCUCACCAUCAUCAUCAUUAUCAUCAUAAGCAUAGUUACCUUCAUGGUCAGGCCCCACAUCCAUUCUACUCCUCUUCAUUCCACACCAUUACACUAAAAAAGUUUAAGGAUGCAGACGAGGAUACUACACUCGGAUGCGUUGUAAUAGAGCUUUAUUCUUCAUGAAAGAGCCUCUCCACCCAUGUAUAACUCCCACCCAUUCACGUGUAUAAGUACAGCCCCCGACCUCUUAUAAAUUCAAGUCAUGCCGAACCUUCGCCACUGGAGUGUGUCUUGUAGCAUUCCUCCCUUCCAUCACUAGAAAUUUCCUCCGACUGACUCAACCUCAGGUUAGUUAUUUAAAAAAAAAGUGAGACUAGGUUCUCAGCCAACAUUCCCCCACUCUUGACAAAAACGAAAUUCCAUGGUUAUUAGCAUUUAGCAUCGCUCAUUCUCCUCCUCUCAUGGUUGUUCACCAUUAUCGUCACCUAGAAAGGGUCUCUGUUUGGCUAUGUCUUCAUAUUUUUCCAUUUGAUUUUAAUCUGUUGAUUGUGAGAAAUCUGAUAAACAUUGCCUUUGUUCAUUCGUUCAGUUUUGCGUUCUCUCAGACCGGUAUCUGUGAUAGUUCGACUGAUCUUGAGAAACCCUAAUGAAGCCAAGGUAAUCUUCCUAUUGGAAAUAGUACUCCCUCUGUGCACUUGGACAAAUGUGUCACAGAAUGAACGCAGACAAAAUAAACAAAACGUUUACUGAAGGUUAGUGUGGAAAAAAGAUUUAUUGUCAAGCCACCAAUUCAUGAAAUGAUUUCAAGAAACCUACGAUGGAGAAUCGGCCUAUUUUCUAAUGGGCGUUGCCACGUGUCUUAAUUCCCCGAACCACCUUGGUCUAAAGAGCUUCAGACUGGUUGCUUGUGUAAAUAAACAGAAAUUCUUGCCAGUCUAGAGCUAGUCUUAAUUGAUUCAUUGUAUUUUACUCACCUCGUAGUAACCAGGAUCUAAGGCCUUCCUGUAGGUCCUAGUAGACGCUUAGAAGUAAUUAGGCCACUAUUUUGUAUAUUUUAGUAAAUUCAGAUAAUUUUUUAUAGUACAGAGAGGUUACCAUUUUUAUAUAGGCUUAACAGACAACGCGCCCAUGAUUGUUAAAAGUUGGUGGUUAUUACGUGAAAAAAGAAGAUACAAAUCAAAGUUUCUUCCGCUCUGAAGGAUGAAACUUUCUUAUUUUCUCAUGGUACAAAAAUUUUACCCAAUUGUCUUUUUUUUUUUUUUAUUGUACUGUUCCUGUUUCUCUUUAGCCGUUACCCGGAGAUUCCAUUUUGAGAAUGGAGUAACUCCAGAAUGAAGCUCGCAUGAGAACUGACUUUUACGUGUAAGGUCACAUUGUUUGUGGCAAUGACAUUUUAUACUUUGUUCCUAUUAAGUUAUUUAUACUUAUUUUUUCUGUUACUGUCUGUCAUUUUGGAUAUUACUAUUAUUAUUAUUAUUAUUAUCAUCAUUAUUACGGAGUAUAAAGUCACCAUGUAAUCCAUUAUACAUUAUUAAAUUGCAGUUUAUGCUA
Macrobrachium nipponense is the source of this 4390-nucleotide messenger RNA. Its product is annotated as ADP-ribosylation factor-like protein 4C. NCBI's taxonomy places the organism in Eukaryota, Metazoa, Arthropoda, Malacostraca, Decapoda, Palaemonidae. Gene Ontology annotation, cellular component: plasma membrane; cytoplasm. Gene Ontology annotation, biological process: vesicle-mediated transport; intracellular protein transport. Gene Ontology annotation, molecular function: GTP binding; GTPase activity. The transcript has 5 exons. Bases 921 to 1817 code for a protein of 298 amino acids. The record is from RefSeq and is a predicted model, not a curated record.